Gastrolobium bilobum is the source of this 816-nucleotide messenger RNA. RefSeq lists its product as uncharacterized. Gene Ontology annotation, molecular function: nucleic acid binding. The record is from RefSeq and is a predicted model, not a curated record. The transcript is spliced from 3 exons. Bases 1 to 816 code for a protein of 271 amino acids. Gene Ontology annotation, biological process: DNA integration. Lineage: Eukaryota; Viridiplantae; Streptophyta; Magnoliopsida; Fabales; Fabaceae.
AUGGAUUUUGUGGUUGGUUUUCCUCGGACUCAGGCUAGAUUCGAUUCAAUUUGGGUGAUUGUGAAUAGGCUUACUAAGUUUGCCCACUUUCUGCCAGUGCGGGUUAAUUUCUCUAUGGAGAAAUUAGCGAAGCUCUAUGUUGACGAGAUUGUGCGACUUCAUGGGAUUCCCGUUAGCAUUGUGAGCGAUCGGGACCCGAAGUUCAUUUCUCGAUUUUGGGGAGCUUUGCAGCAGGCUUUCGGAACUCAGCUUAGGCUGAGCACUGCGUACCAUCCACAGACUGAUGGUGAUAAAGAAAGAUUUGGCCCCAAUUUCGUGCAAGAGACAUCUGAGCAAAUUGCAAUGAUUAGAGAUAAAUUGAAACAAGCUCAGAAUCGCCAGAAAAGUUACUAUGAUAAUAAGCAUAGACCCCUGGAAUUUAAGGAAGAGGAGCACAUGUUCGUGAGAUUGUCACCUGUUACGGGUGUUGGCCGUGCAUUGAGAGUAAGGAAGCUGAGUCUCAGGUUCAUUGGACCUUAUCAGAUAAGUAAGCAUAUAGGAAUGAUGGCGUAUCAGCUUGCCUUGCCCUCAAAUCUGUCUAAUAUACAUGACGUGUUUCUUCUCUCACAGUUGAGACGGUAUAUUCCGGAUGAGUCACAUGUGGUGAUUCCGGAUAACAUAGAGAUACAAGAGAACUUGAAAAAUCUUUUUGGCCCGAUGUUUAUUCUUGAGGGGGGCGAAAAGAAGCUUAGAAGCAAGGUCAUCCCUAUGGUUCCCUCUCACGGAUUCAAUAGAGGUGGACUAAGCUUGGAGCUAACGUUGGAGAGCUUGACUUGA